UAGACUCAAAAUACAUUCAAUAAUACCGGUAACAGUGUAUAAGCCACGGAAACAAACAUAUGGCUGAGAAUCCCCCUGAAAAUGACCCAGCUACGGAAAACCAGGCUGAAGCUUCUGAUAACAAUGCUCAACAAGGUAGUUCACCUGAUACUGAGACGGGACUUUUCGCAACGCCGGGUCCAGAUCCAAAUACCCCAGUUCCCUUCAGCAAGAAACUCAAGCUUUUCGUUUGCACCCACUUUAAAGGAAUAGCGACGUUGGUAGUGCCGUUGAUUCUUAUGCCGAUCCUUACGCCUUUUCCACCGCAGAAGUGGCAAUGGUGUGCGUACUGCCUGUGUCUGAUGGCCGUAUACUGGGUGUUCGAAUGCAUCCCGUUGUCCGUCACGUCCUUCUUCCCUGUCAUCAUUUUCCCGCUGGCCAACGUCAUGCCUACCCGGACAACUUGCAAGGCUUAUAUGAAUGAUACCGUAGGGAUGUUCUUGGGCAGCAUAAUACUCGCCGCGGCGGUCGAGCAGUCCGGGCUGCACAAGCGCUUGGCUCUCUACUCCAUCAAGAUUAUUGGAUACUCGCAUUUGAAAAUGCUGUUUGCCGUCGCUUUCGUGACAAUGUUCGUGUCAAUGUGGAUCACAAACACCGCUACUGCUACAAUGAUGGUGCCCAUAGUAUUUGCACUGUUAAGAGUUUACGAAAGUCAAAAGCUGUACAAAAUAUACGAUGUAAAUGAGAAAACGGGAGAAAAAACAUCAACGCCCAUAACAAGCUGUUACUUUUGUUGUAUCACGUUUGCUGCUACAAUUGGUGGCAUCGGAACCCUUGUUGGCACUGUAACUAAUUUAGUAUUUAAAGGACUCUUCGCUACUACAUUUCCUGCGGCGCCGGAGUAUAUAUCGUUUCCGAUGUUUUCUGCAUUUGCUAUACCAUACAUGAUUGCGAUGAACAGUGCUAUGUAUUUGUUCCUUGCGGUGUUUUACAUGGGACUUUUCAGAGGCAAUAGUCAGGCUGCUAAAGAUGUCAGAAUACCCCCUGAAGGGCAGCUGUUAGCCAAAAGGAAAGUCGAGUCUGAAAUUAAGGCACUUGGCCCACUAUCUUGCCAUGAAACGAUGGUAUUAAUCCUAUUCAGUCUUUCGAUGGUUAUGUUUUUUUCACGAUCACCUCAAAUUUUUCCUGGAUGGGCCGACAAAAUACUCGACUUUUUCUUGAUCAAAGACUAUAAAUUUAUAAAAGACUCGGCAGCGGCAACAUUCGUUAUUUUCCUAAUGGUGAUAUUGCCGGCUACUUCGGCCAUAUUUAAGAAUUUCUCAGCAAAAUAUGAAGACGAACUUCCAAAGCGUCGCAUUCCGUCUUGUCUCGACUGGGAUGUGAUGAAUAAGUCUAUGCCGUACAGUUUUGCAUUUUUACUUGGUGGAGGUUUUGCCUUAUCCACUGCAGCAGGCAAAAAAUAUUCCGAUUUAAAUGGAAAAAUCGGAGAAGCAUUGUCGAAAUUGGAAGGAAUGCCCAACGCAGCUAUACUUUUUAUACUCAUCCUUUUCACAGUCUUUGUUACUAAUUUUGCCUCAAAUGUCGCCGUCUGCAAUGUGAUUGCACCAAUAGCAGUACAGCUGGCGUUGAAGGUGAACGUGAAUCCGCUGUGGUACGUCAUUGCGGCCGGGGUGUCCUCAUCGUACGCCCUCAUGAUUCCGGUCGGGACUCCAGGGAACCUCAUUGUGCAGAGCGCCGCUAAUGUACCGACUCCGCAUAUGAUCGUAGCAGGAUCCGGUCCAACUGUUAGUACGCUGUUCUUCACUUGGUUUUUCCUGUACUUUUACGCACCAAUCAUAUGGCCGAUUUUGAAAAAUCCCACACCAGAAUGGUUAAGCAGUAAUGCUUAAGACACUGGUCACGCUCGUUUCAUUUUUUGCUAAAGAUGUUAAUUAUUUAAAAUGUAAUUAUUAAAAAGCUAAUUGGUAUAACUGUAGCUAGUGUCGUACUAGGUAUAAAUUAAAUUGUCACAUCUCAUCAGGAAAUCCUUUUUCCUAUAUGUUUUUUCUUUGAGACAUGAAGAAGUUUGGUUAACUUAUUCAAUUAAAAUAAAUGUUAGAAAAAUUUCUGUGCAUGUGAUUGAUACUGUAUUAAUUAGUUUAAAGUAUGUGGUAUUUAUUAAACGAAUUAAAAUGUU
Leguminivora glycinivorella is the source of this 2155-nucleotide messenger RNA. Its product is annotated as protein I'm not dead yet-like. Gene Ontology annotation, cellular component: membrane. Gene Ontology annotation, biological process: citrate transport; monoatomic anion transmembrane transport. Gene Ontology annotation, molecular function: citrate transmembrane transporter activity; succinate transmembrane transporter activity. The coding region runs from base 60 to 1868 and encodes 602 amino acids. Lineage: Eukaryota; Metazoa; Arthropoda; Insecta; Lepidoptera; Tortricidae. The transcript has 15 exons. The record is from RefSeq and is a predicted model, not a curated record.